AGAGCUCUUCACGCUGACGUACGGCGCUCUGGUCACCCAGCUGUGCAAGGACUACGAGAACGACGAGGACGUCAACAAGCAGCUUGACAAAAUGGGUUACAACAUUGGUGUUCGGCUCAUAGAAGACUUUCUGGCCCGGUCCAACGUCGGAAGGUGCCAUGAUUUCCGUGAAACUGCAGAUGUUAUUGCAAAGAUAGCGUUUAAGAUGUACCUGGGCAUCACUCCGAGCAUCACCAACUGGAGUCCUGGAGGUGACGAGUUCUCCCUGAUCCUGGAAAAUAACCCCUUGGUGGACUUUGUGGAGCUCCCUGACAACCACUCAUCUCUCAUCUAUUCCAACCUGUUGUGCGGGGUGCUGCGAGGGGCCCUGGAAAUGGUGCAGAUGGCUGUAGAUGUCAAAUUUGUCCAGGACACACUGAAGGGUGACAGCGUCACAGAAAUAAGGAUGAAGUUCAUCAGGCGGAUUGAAGACAAUCUUCCAGCUGGGGAGGAGUGAAUCACAGGCCAGUCUGCCUUUGGGACCGGUUUGGCCGUUAGCUCCCAUCAGAGAUCUGUAGGGAUCUAGUGCCCCUGUACACUCAGACUGACUCACUGACUGGUUAAGAUGUUAUUAUAUUCUUCUACUGUUACUUUCAUCUUCUGUAGAGGACAAUUGUCUGGUUGCUGUUUAUUUCACAGGUUCAUUCUG
This is a messenger RNA of Pterocles gutturalis (yellow-throated sandgrouse), 688 nucleotides long. It is a transcript of the gene TRAPPC3, whose product is annotated as trafficking protein particle complex 3. Bases 92 to 496 code for a protein of 134 amino acids. Gene Ontology annotation, biological process: intra-Golgi vesicle-mediated transport; endoplasmic reticulum to Golgi vesicle-mediated transport. The transcript has 4 exons. Lineage: Eukaryota; Metazoa; Chordata; Aves; Pterocliformes; Pteroclidae. The record is from RefSeq and is a predicted model, not a curated record. Gene Ontology annotation, cellular component: TRAPP complex; cis-Golgi network membrane; cytosol.